AUAACUCUCAGAGCACACUUGCACUUUGUUUCCCCAAAUAACAGAUGUGUAGAUUUUUCAGACACAAUCUUGCCCAAGCUGAAAAGACUCGGAUUACUGCGAUGCCCAAACUGAAGAUGGCCUUCAUUUUCAUCCUAAGCUACUUGUGCUUCCUCGCUCCUGUCCACCAAGCACAACUUCCAAACGCCACCAUCUCAGAUCUCUCUCUCAAAAAUAUGGACUUUGCCAUUAACCUUUACAGAAAAAUAUCCAGUUACCACGACAAGAACAUCUUCUUCUCACCACUGAGCAUCUCCACCAGUUUCGCUUCACUUUUGAUGGCUUCUGACGGUGUCACGCACGAGGAAAUCCUGAAGGGACUCAACCUGGAGCAGCUGGAGACAGACGAGCAGCCAGAACUUAUCCCUAAGCUCUUUCAGCUGCUUCAUGAGAACAUCACACAGAACGGAUCGCUGAAACUGGACCAAGGCAUGGCCCUCUUUAUGCGGCAACAUUUUGAGGUCGAGAAGACGUUUGAAGACCAACUGAGGAAGUUUUUUGAUGCGGACAUCAAAGCUGUAGACUUUGCUGACAUAGAAAGGACCAUCAUUUUUAUUAACGAAUACAUCAAGAACAAGACUGAGGGUAAAGUUACAGAGAUGAUUUCUAACCUAAAUGAAGCGAUCCAGCUUUUGUUAGUCAACACAAUUUUCUUCCAGGGAGCCUGGCAGAUGCCUUUUAACCCCAGUCUGACUGAAAAUGCCCCCUUCUACAUUGACAACUAUAAUAUUGUGCAAGUGCCGAUGAUGUUUAAGGAAGACAAGUUCUACACGAUGGAAGAUCCUCCUCUCCGUGCCAGAGUGCUAAAGCUGCCAUAUCGGGAAGGUAUUUCCAUGCUUGUCCUGCUACCCAACGAAAGAACGGACUACACUGUAAUUGAUGAAGAGAUCAGUGCUCAGAAGUUCCAGAAUUGGAUUAAAAAGCUGCGAAAAAUCAAACUGGAAGUCAACAUGCCUAAAUUCAAGAUGGAGCAGUCGUAUUCCCUCCACAAGAUUCUACCAGACAUGGGCAUGAGCAGCAUCUUUAGUGUUUCAGCCAAUCUGACCAGGCUCAGUAAGGACGGAGGCCUCAAAGUGUCAGAGGUGCUGCACAAGGCUGUGAUUGAGGUGGAUGAGACAGGGACAACUGCAGCAGCUGCCACAACAAUCGGCAUUAUUCCCUACUCCCUACCGAGGCGCUUCACUGUCGACAGGCCAUUCUUCUUCUUCAUAUACCAUGAAGAUACAAACUGCCUGCUGUUCAUGGGCAGGGUGAUUGACCCCACAAAGAAGUAAUCACCACCGCUGCAUUGUUUGAGCUCUUGCGCUUGAUUUUUGUGUUCACUCAGGCUUUGACAAGUCUAAUUUGGUGCAUUUUUCAAGUCUAAAAUUGGCUUGAAAUGCUUUUUCUAGCCUCUGCUGUAAAAUACAAGCUAUAAGUGAUGAAUGUUAAUAAAGACUUUACAUACAUCUCCAUAAUUUCACCCUCAAAUACAUAAUGAUAAUCCUAAAACCUAUACUAAAUGAAAAAUGUGCUGGUUAUAUAAAUGAGACAACCAGAGAACUUUCAAUUAAUAAAUUAAUGGAAAACUUGCUGUUACUGCAUCUGUCAAAUAAAUACAUCAGCACCUUGUAAGUUGUAACUACUGGCUGUAAUAACUGUUAACAAAUCGCUUAAUCUUGUCAAUAGAUGAGCCACAAACAAUCUGUCUGUCUGGCAUUUAUGUUUAUGGGUUUUGUUUUUUUAGCUCUAGUUUAUCUGAUAGAGCCUUCAAAUGAAUCACUUCACCUCUUCUUGAACUGUUUAUCAGGAUUUAUCUGUACAGACACGACUGUUAAUUCUAAAAUUCUUUAUGAAUGAUUCAUUCACAAUCACAUGAGGAUGACUUAAAAACAUUUGCUUUUGGCUUAUAAGAAAGCAAUAAUGACAGAAACAUGUAUUUAUGUACCAGCUUUACAAACAAUCUUAUACAAAAUGCUUUGAAAGGCAAAGCAGAAGCAGGAUCCCCAGCAGAAUACAAAACAAUAAUUCAGAUAAAGAGCAAACAAAAUGGCUUCAAAUAGAAUGCUGCAAUAUGUCAACAUUAAUAAAUAAAAGUAAAAUAAUAAAAGCAAUGUUAACCUUUAUAAUCAA
Messenger RNA from Acanthochromis polyacanthus (spiny chromis), 2151 nucleotides. It is a transcript of the gene serpina10b, whose product is annotated as serpin peptidase inhibitor, clade A (alpha-1 antiproteinase, antitrypsin), member 10b. The coding region runs from base 45 to 1313 and encodes 422 amino acids. Gene Ontology annotation, biological process: negative regulation of endopeptidase activity; blood coagulation. Lineage: Eukaryota; Metazoa; Chordata; Actinopteri; Pomacentridae. The transcript has 5 exons. The record is from RefSeq and is a predicted model, not a curated record. Gene Ontology annotation, molecular function: serine-type endopeptidase inhibitor activity.